Molecule: messenger RNA, 6976 nt
Organism: Branchiostoma belcheri (Belcher's lancelet)
Lineage: Eukaryota; Metazoa; Chordata; Leptocardii; Amphioxiformes; Branchiostomatidae
Product: cytospin-A-like
Exons: 19
Coding region: 166-5214 (1682 amino acids)
Biological process (GO): actin cytoskeleton organization
Cellular component (GO): microtubule organizing center; filamentous actin
Molecular function (GO): protein binding
Source: RefSeq, a predicted model, not a curated record
AACGUUGGACAAACCUGUUUGCGCUGAGUUCCCCCACUAGCUACUGUUCUUACCCGGAGGGGAAACUGUCUGUGUAGAGGGUCUUUGGCAUCGUCUGUGAAAGAUUCGUGUCCUUUUCUGUUCUUUUAUUUGUUAAUUUGGCGUGAAAUUUGAAUUUGUGGCGCGAUGGCAACAGAGCAUGGCGACCAACUCGUUCUCACCGGGAAAGACGAAGCGACGCUCAGGGAAAUGCUGGAAUCUUGCACUGAUCUCUCGGAGCGGAAGAAGAUUCGAGCGGCGAUUCGAGAGGUCAUUUGCCGCGAGGAUGUGAGCACGGCGAGACCAGCGUCCAAGAGGCAUGAGAAGAGCAAGUGGCCGUCUGACAAGGAAGCUAAGGAAAAUAGAGCCCCGGUGAUCAGCAGAACUUCUCGACCCAUUCACAACGUAGGUAGAAGUGGAGGUAGAGCCAAGAUGGAUACCAGAGAGAAACAAGAGGCCGGCACGGAAACUCAUGUCAAUGGGGAUGGUGCUGGACACUCCACCAAGGCACUAGAAGACAUUGACAACGAAGAGGAACUUCUUCAAAUGGACGUGACCCCAUCAUGUAGUGGUUUAAUUGAGAUCAGACCUCACACCUCGCUAAGCCACUUUCUAAAGAUCAGUGUCUUCUUUACACCUCUCUCCUGUCAGCUAAGGGAUACUACUGACUACAGGCAGAGGAAAGAGAUCCGUCUGGCCAUCAGAGCGCUCAAGAGGCAGUCUGAGGGUGAAACUGAAGAAGUAGAGAAGUCCCGUGCUCGCAGACCAAGCGGUGGAAGAAGGACGAGUACCGAUCGCUCGCAUCCUUCUGGAACUGUUACCGGAUUGGCCGCCAGGAAAGGUAGCACGAGCGGGAGCCGACAGCAGGGCAGGAGGAACAGCGGCCAUCUUGUGGCCUGUAGGAGCGGAGACCGAGGGGAGGCAGAGGGGAGGAGGACACCAGGAACUAACAACAGCUCGCACAAGGUUCUUGAAAGGAAGAAGAGUCAGGAGAAGCCGAGUUCGAGAAAAAACAGCGAAGACGGCGGUGAGAGCUCUCGUCUGCCUGCCAGUCCCACACAGAGGAGCAGGAGGAAGUCCAGUUCCUCCAGCGAGACCUCGAGACUCGGGAGACAUCCCUCGAUAGAAAUAGAAGACAUUCAAGAUGAAGCUGUUCUACUCAAAAUGGUAAAGGAGACGGGCGAUGUAGAAGAGAAGCGAAGACUGCGAGCGAGAAUCAGAGCCGUUCGGAGACUGAGUCGCGACAGAAAAGACCUUGUAGCAGCCGAAGCCCAAGGUGAGAAGUCGACUGCUGAGGGAGAGGGUGAUUUACCACAAGCCAAGGAGGAACCAGAGAACCCAGUUGCCACGGAAACCAUGGAAUGUGCACAGGAAGUUCCAGACGUUCACCCUAACGGUCUGACCAAUGGGGACUCUGAUACGUCUUCCGCCAAAGUUGAGGAAGUUCAAGACAGUGGUGAGGACGACCUGUCUUCUAAGACAGAAGAAGACCUUCAGUACAUGCUCCUGGUGUGUACUGAUUAUGACGAGAGGAAAAAGAUCCGACAAGCCUUACGAGCUGCAAAGAAAAAUGGGCAACCCACAGGGUCAGCUGCCAAACAAGCCACCGCAGCAGGAAGCGUUCAAGAUAGCCACAAGCCUUCAACGUCUCUGGGGAGGGCAAAAACCAGUGAGAGGAUCGGCAAGCUGACUGAAGCCGCCGCCGGGAAAAUGGAAAAUGGGACGACGGCUAAGAAAAGUGAAUCUUACAGGAGAGACAUGAAGAAAAUUUCGGAGGGUAAGGUGGCAAGCCUUGGGAACAAGUGGGAAGCCUUUGUUGACAAGUCUAACCCAUUUGGACGAAGAAACAGUAACAGCAUAGAGACUGAUGAUAAGGGAAAAGGCACUGUGCCUUCUGCUAAAGAAAGAGGUGCUUCUGCUUCAAAAACUGUCCAAAAUGGGAAGUCGGAAAGGUCAGAAAAGCCAGCAGAAAAGGGGAACGACGAAAAGUUGACGAAAUUGAGUGCUGAGAAAGAAAAGUCAAAUGAUGAAAAGGUCUCUGUUGAAGAGAAGAAAAAAGCAGUGAAAAAGAAUGCUGGCAAUGUGACACCUGUCAAGGAGUCAAAAUUUUCUUUCAAGUUGAAGUCAGAAAAGGAGCCAGAAGAGGAAGAGAACAGUCAAGAACUUCAGAAAUCAAAUGUUGAGAAGGAGAAGCCACAAGACGAUCAGACCUCCCUUGAAAAGAAGAAACAGGGUGUGAAAAAGAAUGCCGGUAAUGUUACACCUGUGAAAGAGUCAACGUUUUCUAUAAAGUUGAAGACAGAAAAGUCAGCAGAGGAUGAGGGCAGCCAGAAGUCAAAUGCUGAGAAGGAAAAGCCACAAGAUGACCAAGUCUCCCAUGAAAAGAAGAAACAAGGUGUGAAAAAGAAUGUUAGCAAAGUGACACCUGUCAAAGAGUCGACGUUGUCUGUAAAGUUAAAGUCAGCAGGAAAAACGGAAGAAAAGAAAACCAGCCAACAGCCUGAGAAAGACAAGUCUGAAGAUGACAACACAUCUGCCAAAGAGAAGAAGCAACCCGUAAAAGCAAAUGCCGCCAGUUUGACAACCAAGGAAUCAAACUUGUCAGUAAGCCUGUCAAAGAAGGGAAAAAGUUGGGAGGGCUUGCUAAAAGACAAACCUAAACGUCAUCGAGUGUUUAGAUUGGAUGGACAGGAAGAUAAAGACUCUGUUCAAGAAGAAGAGGACACAGAGGCUCCCUCUAUCAGUGAAGAGGAAACUGCACCUGUAGAACCCCCUGUCAGCACGAGGUACAGUGCAAAGAAAAAUGUUGAUGAUGAGAAGAGUGACGAAGAGGAAAAACCAGCAUCUUCUGGAAACAAGUGGGACAAAAUGUUCUUUGGAAAGUCAAAGGUCAGAAAGAUCAAGAUCAAUGAGGACACUCUGAAUGGCUUACCCAGGGCAAGGGUCAAAAGUGAGGAUAGUGAGGCUGACAAGGAUGACUUGAUGGCAACAGCAGACCAGGAGGCUUCAGGUGAUACAGAGGAAGAGAAAGAUGUGAGGGAUGAUGCAGAGGAGGAUGGAGAAGUAAUUGCAAAUGGAGAGCCGCUUACUGGUGCAGGACUAUUGGCAGACACGGAGUCAGCUGGUGACGAUGCUGAUUCAGAGAAAAACUUUGACACUAAGGAGUACACAGAGGAACUGUCUGACACGGAAGCAGACCUUGACUUACUGGUGGAAACAGACACCGAAAGUGGCUCUGCCGCAGAGGACAACAUAUCAUCAAUGACUGCAGAUGCAGUCUCAGAAGUACAGGAGGACAAUAAAUCUCCACCCUGUGUAAAUACCACCCCAUCGCAUACUUCGGAAACAGGCACAACCAUAAGCGGCGUAAACAGAGAUAAGAAAACAAACCAAGCCGGCGACCGGAUUAUACAGGAUGCAGAAGUGGAGGAAGAAUCUAGUGAACAAGACAUGGAGUCCGUUAUGAUCCUAGACGAUGAGGAACUUGCUGACAUCGAGGAAGAAGUCGGAGAAGAUCAAACGACAGAAUCCGAAAGCAAAGAAGAUGACGAGGCAGUGGAAGAAGGUGACCAACAAGAAGACCUUAAGGAUGAAGUUACGCCUCAAGAGACUCCAGAGGAAUCUCAAGACGGUCCUGUAAGCUCCUCCGCAGCUGAAGCUGAAGAAGAUCGUAGUGAAGAGACAACUUGUGGUGAAGACAGCAAGGCUGAAGUGUCCCCAGAAGAGGCCAACAGUACUUCUGAGGCAACAGCAGAAGUUGACAGCUCCAGUACAAAAGAAGAGGUAAAGGACCCUGAUCCCAAGUCCCAGGACAGAAGCUGUCUGAAGAAGCGAAUGGCAGACGAGGGUCAAGAGGUCAAGGUCACGUCAGCCAACCUGGACAACCUGGACAGCAUCGAGGAUGAGGAGCAGCUGGAGAAGCUGCUUGAUCAGACAACAGAAUACGACGACCGGAAGAGGAUCCGGGCAGCCUUACGUGUACUACGGAAGAAGAAAAGAGAAGGCCUGCUGAACCACACAGUGUCCAAAGUGCUGUCCAACCUACAGGACAAUCAGAGUAAGGUUAACAACAACCACAUCACCAAGGGAGACAAGGAGCGGAAGGGUCUCAAGACUGAGGCUCUGACCAAAAGAUUCUCAGAGAAACCUUCAGAAAGACUGAGUUCUGCGAGACAGGCAGACAGAAAGAAGGAACAGGAUCAGCUGAACUCCAGGCUCAAGGCAAGGGAGGACAAGAAGGAGGAGAAACCGCAGAAGAAGGAAGAGAAGGACAAGAUGGCGACGACUUCUGUUAAAAAAACAGUAGAACGUUCUUCUGGUGGGACAACCACACGCACCACAACAGAGACUGUUUCUGAUGGUGGUGGCAGCGUGCGGUCCAAGACUGUCGUCACCAGUCAGACCAAGAGCUGGGGCGGGUCGGGAGGAGCGGCUGCACCAGGUGGUUCCAAGAUUGGCAGCGUGUUCGACAGGGAAGAGGCUCCCAGGCCGAGGAAGGCGGCGCACCAGAUCGACCGGCAGCUGGCGGAGAAGAAGAAGGAGAUGGACAGACUGAAGGCGGCCGGGCGCAGCCACAGCAUGAAGGCUGCCAAGUCUGCAUUCAUCCAGAAACUCGAGGGAGAUGCUCCAAAAACUGGAGGAAAACCUGGUCGAAGGCUGCUUAUUGAUGUGUUAAGUGGUACUAACCUGAAGCGUAGCUUCAGUACCCCGGCCAGACCAGGCGCGUCCCGUGUGCCGAACGCCAGCGCUGUGAAGGACAUGCUGCUGAGAUGGUGCCGCUCCAAGACUUCAGGAUAUGAUCAUGUGGAAAUCUCCAACUUCUCGACCAGCUGGAACGAUGGGAUGGCCUUCUGCGCCCUCAUCCACCACUUCUUCCCAGACGCCUUCGACUACGAGUCCCUUGACCCCAAGAACAAGGCACACAACUUCAAGUUGGCCUUCGACACAGCAGAGAGUGAAGCAGACAUCAUGCCCCUUCUGGAGGUACAGGACAUGAUCGACAUGGGGGAGAAACCAGACUGGCGCUGCGUCUUCACGUACGUCCAGUCACUCUUCAACAACCUCAGAAGACUCGAGGCAAAGGGACUGGUACCUCGGGGAGGGCAGAGACAUCAACCUGUAGACAACGAUGAUAGUGAUGAUGAGGACGAUCCGCCCAUGUUUGCCGCUUCUUCUGUUAAAGUGAAGACGUUUUAAAGAGUGACGCUUUAAUAUCUCUUUUAGAAACAUACAUAAGUUAUUAUGAGUGCUGGCAAACGUGUGACCUAUUGCUCAAGUAGCAGUUAUCUUAAAAUUUUUGGGGCUUUCUUUUUUUUCAAGCCAUAGUACUGCAUUCUUACAGAUUUUGAAAUCAGUCUUUUGUGAUAAUUGAAACUGAAUGUGUGAUCCUAAACUUUAUUCCUGCAGAGUUAUGUUGAAAACAACUUUGGAAGCAUUUGAACAAUUGGUCACCAACAGCAUACUAGUACAUAUACAUGUAAUAUAGAUAAUAUACACUACGGUUAUGGAUAUCAAAUGUUGAGAGAGAGCACCCGAGUGUUGCAAUACGAAAAGAUAUUUUAUACCACUGCACGUGCCUUUUAGAUGAUGUAAGAGUUACGCCAUGUGAAAUAUAGUGUAAGGCCACUAUAGAAGUGCAACAGAAGUGUUUUUCUAUCCAAGCCAACUAUUAAACAUGUAAGCUGUUGAACGACUUUUUUAAGAAUCAUGCAACUGUUGAAGAUUGGACGCGAUUAUGGAUAGAAAAGUUUUUACUUCAGAAUUGUGGUACCAUGAUUGUUGUGCAGUUGAUUUAACAGGUUAUAGAGUUUACUGAAGAAGGGUGACAAGUUUUAUAAGAAGAAUCUGCCAUGUCAUGUAUGCCUCCUAGUGGACGUACAAGGAACUGCAGCGCACCUGUACAUAGUGCAAGGCACACUCUGUAUCCAACUACUGUAUGUUAUUUUGAUACAUUGUUGCAGUAAGUUCAAUGUAUUUGUACCAUAAUGUCAACAUUUUUAACAUGUCAGGUUUUUAUAUCAUCAUGUAUAGAGGGAGAUAUAUGUCUUUUAUUUAACCAACCCAUUUAAACAGCACUGAACAUUUUACUGGGCAAGAGUCUUAGAUAAGAUUUAUACAGUAGUGACAGAAUCCUUGGGAUUGAAAGUUUUUAAACUGCUUCAUGUACAUUUUAGAUAGACUUCUGUCCAGUUUACACAGGUAUCAUUGCAAAUCAUGAAGAGAUAGUUACUUGGGCCCAGGCCUGCUUGGGCCUGAGAUGAAAGGUUCUAGUCUCAUGCAUGUAGAUAGGCAAUAAUGCAAACAAAGCAAUAAUCCUGUAUACAUUCAGGGCUACUGUACAGAUACAGAUACAAAGGCACCAUGUAAUGUAAUAUCACUGUUGUAAUAUCCACAAAAUACUGAAGUCUUAUGCAGCUGGUAACAAAACACAUGCUUGCCAACUGUGCAAAACUACAUUAAGUUUGUAGAGUUUCUGAAGAAAAUGGGGUCUGAUGUAUCUUCAAAGAUGAAAUAUCAUGUACAAUGUGUAUUAUCUAAUUUUGCACUGCUAAAUUCAUGUAAUCAAAUGGGGACAAAUAACAGCAAGGGCUUUUGUGGGGAGAUCUAGAAAUGUACUCCAUGUCUCUGGCAAAGGGGGGAAGUUUUGGGGACCGUUGAAAUGACAUGUGAGUAAAUCAGUUGGUAAAGUUAAAAAAAAUGUAUCUAAUGCAAAAAGAGGUCAGUACAGUGUAAAUAAGUGCAAAAUGUCCAAAAGUUUUAGGUUAUUACCAUCAGAUAGGAAUAGGAGCUGAAGUGUUAUUGGAAGCUUUUUUUAUGAAAGUUAUACCUGUAUUAUUUCCACCUCAGAGGUUAUCCGAAUGCACCAUGCAUGGAGUGUUCAGUACCACACUUUUGUGCACCGUUUUGCUUCUCCAGAGGAGCAUGAAUGAUUACGAAUAAAAGCCAUGAAGUGAUGGAA